Messenger RNA from Colletotrichum chrysophilum, 2079 nucleotides. RefSeq lists its product as uncharacterized. The coding region runs from base 1 to 2079 and encodes 692 amino acids. Gene Ontology annotation, molecular function: ATP binding; protein kinase activity. Lineage: Eukaryota; Fungi; Ascomycota; Sordariomycetes; Glomerellales; Glomerellaceae. The record is from RefSeq and is a predicted model, not a curated record. The transcript has 4 exons. Gene Ontology annotation, biological process: protein phosphorylation.
AUGGGAGAUCGCGAGAGGGACAUGGAGGAGGGCAACGAGGCCCUCGACCCCGGGCUGCUCUACACCAAGGAGUACUGCAUCGGCGGAGGAAGCUUCGGCAAGGUCUACAAGGGCGUCGACAAGCGCACCGGCCAUGCCGUCGCCAUCAAGAUCAUCGACAUCGAGAGCGCCGAGGACGAGGUCGAAGACAUCAUCCAGGAGAUCGCCAUCCUGUCGGAGCUGCAGUCGCCCUACGUCACAAAGUACUACGGGUCCUAUGCCAAGGGCGCCGAGCUGUGGAUCGUCAUGGAGUUCUGCUCCGGCGGGAGCUGCGCCGACCUGAUGAAGCCGGGCUUGAUCGGCGAGGACUACAUUGCCAUCAUCAUCCGCGAGCUGCUGCUGGGACUCGACUAUCUACACUCGGACAAGAAACUGCACCGCGACGUCAAAGCUGCAAACGUGCUCCUGAGCUCUAACGGCCAGGUCAAGCUCGCCGACUUUGGCGUUUCCGGACAGCUCUCGGCGACAAUGACCAAGAAGAACACAUUCGUGGGCACCCCCUUCUGGAUGGCGCCCGAGGUCAUUAAGCAAUCGGGCUACGACCACAAGGCUGACGUGUGGUCGCUCGGCAUCACUGCCCUCGAGCUGGCCAACGGCGAGCCCCCCUACGCCGACAUCCACCCCAUGAAGGUGUUGUUCUUGAUCCCUAAGAACCCGCCGCCGCGGCUGGAAGGGAACUUCACCAAGGCCUUCAAGGACUUCAUCGAGGCGUGUCUACAGAGGGACCCGAGGGACCGGCCCACGGCAAAGGACCUGCUCAAGCACCCCUUUAUACGCCGCGCUAAGAAGACGAGCUAUCUCACAGAGUUGAUUGAGCGGCACUCCCGGUGGGCCACCACCCACAAGAACGAUGACGAGGAGAGCGACCAGGAGAACGAGAAAUACCACGAGCGACAGCAGGUAGACGAGGACAUGUGGGACUUUGGCACGGUACGGCUCGUAGGCGACAGAGGCGGUCUCGUUCCGCGGCCUGGACUCAAUGCCUUGGACGAGUCGGCUGCCAACUCCAGGGCAGCGAGAUCAAUCGAGAAUACGGAUGACUAUGGAGAGCGGCCAAGGGACAACAGCCCGACCAAGGUCCGCGAGUUUGGUCGUGACCUUGCUCUCGCUUCAGAUACUCUAAAGGCGGCCAUUGCGAAUACGGGAACUUCUCGACAGGCCUCACCACAACGGAAACCAGUGCCGACUACCGCGCCGCAAUCACCGGCCAAGGUGUCUCUUCCAGUCUCUCCAGAAAAGUUCCAGAGAGCUCCAGAGACGCCAAGGCCCGUCUCUCGACUGAUUCCUCCCGCCGUCGCUGUAAGUCAAUCGCCGGACUACGACCGAGAACUGCAGGCCCAGUUGCAGAGAGACAUGGGCUUGCUGAGUCUGGGCCCUGUGAUCCAGCCGGCGGAGUUGCGGGAGCAGGAGACGACGCCGCGGCCACCGCCUCACGGGCCCAGACCGCCCAAUUCCAAUACCAAGCUAGCACCCAUGGCGCUCCCAGAGAUCCCGCCCUACCGCGGUGGGCCGCCGCAGGCCUCACAGAUGUCGCCCAGAAUAUCGAGCCAGUCACCAAACGGGCAAUACUUCCGGCAGCCCUCGGGCCAGGCGCCGCCGCCUCCGCCGUCCAAGGCCCACGCACUGCCUUCAAAGACGCAGACGCCCACACCGGAGCCGGCCCCCUCCGCGUUCCCCUCACCCGCGCCGUCGAACCCCAACGGCGAGCUGGACGCGCUGAACGACGUUAUCUUCCCAGCGCUCGAGGAGGCGCUGAAGAGACGGCAGAUCAGACUGCAGCAGGCUUUCCGGCCGCAGCCCGGCUCGUCGAGCCCCGUGGUGAUGAACCAGGUGACCCCGAAGCAGCAGCGCGCCGAGGCGGCGCACGAGAAGCUGCGGAAGCUCGUAUAUAAGCUCGCCCACGUCUGCAAAGAGAUUGACCACUAUGACAAGGCGGAGCCGGUGGGUAUGGGAAGAGACGUGGGCACCUUCCUGGAGGGACUGCUGGAGGAAAUACUCGUCAGGGUUGAACCCCUCGACGAGGAGGAAGUUGCGGCGUGA